AUGUAUGCGUGGCUACACUCCGUCUUCGCGGCGCGCUCGCCGCCGUGCUCGAUUCAGGCAGCGGAUGGCCAUCGCAGUGCGCGCGUGGCGCACCAGUUCUUCAAUUGCGCCCAAGAGAUGCCAGAGGGCGAAGCGACGUUCGCUACCCUCGAAGCGUUGGGAAGGCCAACGCAGGACUGCUGGUUCCACCGCAUUCCCCAACGGGACUUGGAUCCCGCUGUCGCGGCCGGCGACACCAACAUCUCCAUCCUCGCUGUCGUGACCGGCGGGGCCUGCGGCGAAUCAACGGCCCUCGGGUUCAUGGCUGGCCCUGCUGUCCGCGAUUACUUUGUGCAGGGUAAGGCCGACACGACGGCCGACCAGUGGCAUCUUAUCCACCCGUACUUUCAAUCCCAGGGCACUCCUAUUGCUGCGAUCGCAUUCCACAUGGGCGGCGCCGAGCACAGUGACAGCGGUUUUAUCAUCGCCGGCCCGCGGCAUCAGAGCACCCCGCUUGCGCCGCCGCCAUCAACAGCGCAGCGGCUAGAGUCCAGCGUGGCAUCAGACAACCAGCAGACAGCAGCGAGAGGCAGGCAACAGCGAGGUUUCAACUUUUGUGACGGCGCACCCCUGACUGGCGGCGAGCGGCUGGAGCUGUGCUACUUCCCCGCGGCGUUGGGCAUCCGCUCUUUCGCAGGAGGCGACGGCGAGACCGAGCCAAUCGACCCUUGCUUCGAAGCCAACUUUGCUCGGGACCCCCACCUCUCCCUCCCGCGCGGCGGACGCGCCGACUUCCGCGGGCGCGACGGCCAGUACUACUGCUUCCUCUCGGCGCCGCGCCUUGCCAUCAACAUCAAGACGGAGGACGCCACCUUCCGCCUUCACAACCUCCACGACAAGGGCGGCACGCUGGUCGUGGAAGGGUCCUUCAUCACCGAGCGAAUACAACACGAGCAGCCGCGGGUGCACUCGCUGGGCGUCACUCGGCUGCUGCUGGUGCCGGGUGAGCGUGUGCUGGUCUCCGCGUCGUACGACUGCACCGCGAAGGUGCUGGACACGCGCAGCGGCGCCGUGACACGCAUCAUCGAUAGCCCGCACAGGUCUCGAUUCACCGCUCUGUGCUGGGACGGCGCCCGUUCGGAGCUGCUCCUUGGGGACGAGAGUGGGCACUUGAGCAUCUGGGACGUCGGCGGCGAGGGCUGCCUCAAAUGCGAGCGCUUGUGGGGCGAUGGGGCCCUCCCAAAGCAAGGCGGCGAAAAGGUGGCAGCCGCACUGGCCAAUGCGGUUCGGGUCAGCCGGAUUGAUUCCACGGGGCCGCGCGUGGGCAAGCCGGGACCCAGUCAGGGCGGGCUGCGCCAUCUCGCUCUCGCGGAGGGAGGGCGCCUCCUCUCCUCCUCGGGCACCGCUGUCGACGCGUGGCGCGUCGUCCACGGAAUCAGCAGCGUGAGGGCCGCCGCACACAGCGCGGCAGUCGUUGCUGUCGCCGGACCCGGCACAGCUGCCGUGUGCGACGAGGGGGAGGAGCGGCGCUCAGACGCGGCGCGCUCGCCGGAAGCGGCGCUUUCGACACGGUCCAGCGAGAGCGCGGUCUACUCCGCUUCCCUCGACGGCACCAUCCGCGCGUGGGACCCGCAAGACAUGUCGUGCACAUCCAUCUUUCACGAGGUUCGGUCCGAAAUUGCCUGCCUAAUCCAUUGCCCGCGCUGUGAGCGGCUCGUCACUGGGCACGAUGACGGCGCGAUUCGGCUGUGGCAUGUGGACUCGGGAUCGACGGUGACGCUGUCGGGCCACUCCAACACAGUGACGUGCCUCAGCGUCGACACACGCGGCAAGUCCGUGCGGCUCCUCUCGUCGAGCUUUGACGGCACGGUUGGCGCGUGGGACAUUAGCGGGCAGCGGCCGCCAAGGCUCGAGCUGCUCUUCGCCGCCCACGAGGAGGAGGUGCUCGCCGUGCGCGCCGCGGAGCUGACGCCGCGGUACGUCACCGCCGGAUCCGGUGCGCUCAUCAAGAUAUGGUCGCUCGAUACUCACGCGCUGCUCGGACAGCUGCGCGGCCACACCGAGCCAGUCGGCCACCUCGCAGUCGAUGGCCACUUUCUGCUCUCGGGCUCGGACGACGGCUCGGUGCGGCUCUGGGACCUGUACGCAUACGCGCUGCUCCGCGUGCUCCCCCGUGCGCAAGAGGGGCCUCUCCGUGGCCUGCUCGUUGUGCCCGACUCCGGCUGGCUCGUCGCCUGCUCCGAGGCGGCGGUACGGGUGUGGGACUACGACUCUGGUGGGCUGCUCAAGGAGUGGCGGCACGCCGAGCCCUUCUGCAGCAUCGGGCUCCGCCGGUCGACGGGCGACGUGAUCGCAGGGACGGAGGAGGGCCUCCUCGUCGCCCUCCCCCUAGCAGAGCUGACGCCUUCGAUGGGCGCGUGA
Molecule: messenger RNA, 2400 nt
Organism: Emiliania huxleyi CCMP1516
Lineage: Eukaryota; Haptophyta; Isochrysidales; Noelaerhabdaceae
Exons: 6
Coding region: 1-2400 (799 amino acids)
Molecular function (GO): protein binding
Source: RefSeq, a predicted model, not a curated record